This is a messenger RNA of Momordica charantia (bitter melon), 930 nucleotides long. The record is from RefSeq and is a predicted model, not a curated record. Lineage: Eukaryota; Viridiplantae; Streptophyta; Magnoliopsida; Cucurbitales; Cucurbitaceae.
CAGAGCCAUACCAUACGCGAAGCCGAGUGCGAGAAAGAGAGAACCAGAAAGAAAAAUUUUGGAGCGAAUCCAUUUCCAUAAUUCCAAGUUCUUACGGUGAAGCUUGAAAAUGUCAUGGCAAACGUACGUCGACGAUCACCUCAUGUGUGAGAUCGAAGGCAACCAUCUCACCUCCGCCGCCAUCAUCGGACACGACGGCAGUGUCUGGGCCCAGAGCUCCUCCUUCCCUACGUUUAAGCCGGAUGAGAUUUCGGCUAUCAUGAAGGAUUUGGAUGAGCCUGGAUCUCUUGCCCUGACUGGAUUACAUCUUGGUGGCACAAAAUACAUGGUUAUCCAGGGAGAGCCUGGAUCUGUUGUUCGUGGGAAAAAGGGCGCUGGUGGGAUCACUGUGAAGAAAACUGAGAAGGCUCUGAUUAUUGGUAUAUAUGAUGAACCUUUGACUCCAGGCCAAUGCAACAUGGUCGUUGAAAGGUUGGGAGACUACCUGAUCGAACAGGGUUUGUAGGCCUUGGCUCCUCAAUUUUACAGUUCCAUUCACAAAUUUUGAUUUUGGUUUGAUUUAAUUCCUUAUCGUUGUUUGUUUUGUUCUUCCAUUCAUUCUAUUUGAUUCCAUAUUUAUCAGCGGUGUACUUGGUUUCAAUUUUGAGUUUAUCUUGCAAAUGGAAAAUCACUCUCCCGUUAGAAUUCAAAUGGAAAAUACUUGGCUCCGUAACGAAAGAUCUUGUCCUCAUCAUCGUUAAAUGUACACAAAAACAAACAUUAUUUGUUGAAUAGAUGUUGUUUUCCAUUUAAUUUUCUCCUCCUCCCUCCCAUUCAAUCAUUUUAUUUCUGUCAUAGAACACCCAAAUUUCUGAUAAGAAUGGAAUUGGAAGCUUAUUGAUGAAGUGAACACUCAAUCUUCCUGGAGAGAAGGGAAAACCUGUGUAAAUG